AUGCUGCGCACGCUGAAGCAGCACGAGGUCACCACCAAUCAAGCCCUCACGCCACUGCACGGCCGCCCUCGAGCACCAGCAGCCGCGCUGCGCCAUUUGGCCAAAGUACAGCUCGCUCUGGUUCCCCACCCGCCGAAGGGCCUCCCGGAGGACAACCACGUCGGCGUCGUCCAGACUGACGCCAAGCACGUCGCAGAGCUCCUCCUCGAGAGUGAGAAGGGGCUGGCAAGGAAGCGGGUGGCCAGCGCGGCGGCAGACGUCGCCUCGCAGCAGGUCGCCUGGCAGCUGCUCGCCUGGCAGCUGCUCGCCUCGCAGCUGCUCGCCUCGCAGCUGCUCGCCUCGCAGCUGCUCGCCUCGCAGCUGCUCGCCUCGCAGCUGCUCGCCUCGCAGCUGCUCGCCUCGCAGCUGCUCGCCUCGCAGCUGCUCGCCUCGCGGCGCGCCCGGCGGUCGAGCUGA
Molecule: messenger RNA, 456 nt
Organism: Emiliania huxleyi CCMP1516
Lineage: Eukaryota; Haptophyta; Isochrysidales; Noelaerhabdaceae
Exons: 2
Coding region: 1-456 (151 amino acids)
Source: RefSeq, a predicted model, not a curated record